AUGACACGAGAGUUCAUCGCGACGUUACUGCUGCUGCAGGCUAUCGCGAGGUACGGUCGCGUGGCGACCGCAGAGUCCACACACGCGGCUGAGCAGCAGCAGGCCUCCUCUGCGGUCCCGUCCGGGUUUUCUGGGCCGGAUUACACAGGCCCGUCCGCCGGUUCCGACGAGUGCGACCCAGAAAUGGUGGGCUUCGAGCUGGUGACCGGUUACGUGUACACAGCGCCGACGAACAUGCUCGAGUCCAUACCAGGAACCCUGAUGCUCACCGACUGUCUGGAGAUCUGUCAGGCGAACGACUCCUGCCUGGCGGUGAACUACGAGACGGGACUGUGCGUGCUGUUCAGUUCGAACGCCGACAGCAACCCAGGUGCUCUAUCGCAAUCCCAAUUCCCAGUGUUCACGAUCUACGCCCAGAAGAGCUGCCUGGCCGUGAAGCCAUGCGAGCGUGCCUGGUGCAUCGACAGGGUCCAGGGACAUCGGUUGCAGGGCCACACGCGCCGAACGAUGACCGCCUCUUCGCGGCAGCACUGUCUGGAGCUCUGUUUAGGCGAAAGGGACUUCCUGUGCCGAUCUUCCAACUACGUGAACGCGACAAAACAGUGCGAACUCUCGGACAUGGACCGACUGACCGUUGCUGGAUCCAACGCUUUCCAAUCCGCUAAAGGCUACGACUACUUGGAAAAUCACUGUGUGGACGAUUGCCAUUCUUACGAUUACGGUGAUACUGGUGACAUGGUAUGCCGUCUCAGCCAUCACUCCAGGGCCACCCUUUCUGACAUUCAGGAACCGUACCUCGAUGUACCAGAGGGAUCAACGUACGAGCUGAGCUCCUGCUACAACGUCACCAUCGACUGUCGUGCCGGUGACAUGGUCACAAGGAUCCAGACUAGCAAGCUGUUCUACGGCAAAGUUUACGUGAAGGGAUCGCCGAACUCGUGUGUACAGGACGUGAAGGGUGCCUUGGAGUUCGAGCUCCGCAUGGCGUACGACGAUUUGGAGUGCAACAUCAGACAACAGGGCCUGGGUCGUUACCUGAACGACGUCGUGAUCCAACAUCACGACACGAUCGUCACCAGUUCCGAUCUCGGGUUGGCCGUCACCUGUCAAUACGAUCUAACGAAUAAAACGGUGUCGAACGAAGUCGAUCUCGGUGUGCACGGUGACAUAACUCCCGCCCUGUCCGAAGAAGUGAUCGUCGACUCGCCGAACGUAGCCAUGAAGAUCACCGACCGCAGUGGAAACGAAGCCAUCCCAUCGGCCGAAGUAGGUGAUCCCCUGGCUCUGAAGUUCGAGAUUCUCGAUCCUAACAGUCCUUACGAGAUCUUUGUACGGGAACUGGUGGCCAUGGACGGCGUCGACUCCAGCGAGAUCGUCCUAAUUGACUCGGACGGUUGCCCCACCGAUCAUGUCAUCAUGGGACCACUCUACAAAUCGGCUACCACUGGCAAGAUUCUACUAUCCCACUUCGACGCGUUCAAGUUCCCAAGCUCCGAGGUCGUUCAGUUCCGUGCCCUGGUGACACCCUGUAUGCCGACCUGCGAACCAGUGCAAUGUGAUCAAGAGGAGGCGACCGGUGAGCUUCGCUCGGUGAUAUCCUUCGGUAGACGUCGUCGUCGUCGUUCGACCGGUUCAUCCGCCCAGAACCGCGAGGAUCUUCUGCUGGUGCAAUCUAUCCAGAUCACGGACAAGUUCGGAUUCGAGCACGAUGGCAAAUCAUCGAACGCCAGUUCGGCGACCAGGGACACCGUUUUCGUCGAGAGCGAGGAUAUCUCGUCUACGAUGGGCGUGUGCAUCAACCUGGGCGAGGCAAUCGUCGCCGGGACCGUCUUCCUUGUUGCUCAGAUCGCGAUCAUCGCCGCGUGGACCAUCACCUGGCAGAGACGCCGACAGAUGCUCAAACAUCAGGAAGCAUUGUCGGUCUCGGUUUCCGUUCCCGGGAUGCAUUCCGUUCCGGGACGUACAGACAGCCUCUGUAAGUUGUACGACACCGGAUAUUCAGCGCGCCGUUUUUGA
Messenger RNA from Dufourea novaeangliae, 2016 nucleotides. RefSeq lists its product as uncharacterized. NCBI's taxonomy places the organism in Eukaryota, Metazoa, Arthropoda, Insecta, Hymenoptera, Halictidae. The record is from RefSeq and is a predicted model, not a curated record.